AUGGCUAAUACUAGGGUUCUUUUCUCCGAUAUGAAGUCCAGUAGGUGCUAUUUCAGCGUUGACGCUAGACUCCUCCGUAUCUGGGAGGCGACAAGUGCUCGCCAUGGUGGUCAACUCACGUGUCUCGAUAUGCUAAUAAUCGAUGUGAAUGCGGAGAUCAGUGCUGAUCGGAUUCCAUUGUUCCGGCCUAGGCUCACUGCCGGAUCGGCUUCUACACUUUUAUAA
Eruca vesicaria subsp. sativa (arugula) is the source of this 225-nucleotide messenger RNA. Lineage: Eukaryota; Viridiplantae; Streptophyta; Magnoliopsida; Brassicales; Brassicaceae. The record is from the annotation of a GenBank genome assembly.